This is a messenger RNA of Closterium sp. NIES-65, 1170 nucleotides long. Lineage: Eukaryota; Viridiplantae; Streptophyta; Zygnematophyceae; Desmidiales; Closteriaceae. The record is from the annotation of a GenBank genome assembly.
AUGGACCUGCGUGGCGUAGUCUUGGCCCACGGCACGCGCCGUACUGCCACGCUUGUCGUGCUGCUGCUUCUCGUCCUUUUCCUCGCGCCAACAGCAAGAGCGCACGAAGGCCACGACGACUCGGAAUCACCGCCGUGCGAGGCGACGGACAACCCCGUGCGGCUGCUGGCGCCGUACGUGCCGGGGACCAUCACGGUGGACGGCGUCACGAGCGACUGGGUGGCAGUGGGCGGGCUGGACCUGCGCCUGCAGCCCGCCAUCAACCCCAAGGCCGCCGCUCCCUACCCCUUCGGCUCUGGCUCCAUGCAAAUCAAGGCAGCGCAUGACGGGCGGGACGUGUUCUUCCUGCUCAAGAUCCCCGGCCCCUACGUGUACAACAACCAGAACCACCACCUGUCCAUAUCAGGAUCGCUCAUGUUUGGCAUUGGGGAUGAUGCCACCUAUUACAAUAUGGGCGGUUGUGCGAACCUGGCGGGGGCGUGCACGGCGGACAACUGUCGCGGGCACGAGGUGGACAUAGUGCACUUCGAGGUGGACACGGCCAUCCCUGGGCGCACGUACGGCCACAACCUCAUGGACCAGAUGGAUGGCACUGGCGCUGAUAGGGUGGGCAAUCUGUAUGACGGGUACGCGUGGAACCCACACUGCCGCCAGUUCGAUGGCCUUGCCACUGCAGGGCUGUCGUCCAACGGCACGGCCAUGAACGACUGGCACGGUGUGUGGACGCACUCCACCGUCAAGAUGGACUACGGGCUGACAGCGGCGGACAGCCCGUUUGCGACGGCGGGCGACGAUGGGUACUUUGUGUUUGAGCUCACUCGCCCACUGCGCACUGCCGACCACUUCCAACAGGACGUGCAGCUGAGGGUGGGGGGAACACACCGAAUGGGAGCAGCAGUAUGGUACCCCUUAGACGGCGCCCCUUGGCACGGCUCGCAGCACUUCCUUGCCUCGUGUGACUGGCUGCAUCUUGAACUGCUGCCUGCCCCCGCGCCCUCAGUGGGGUGGCAGGCAGCGCAGGCGGAGCAGGGUGGUGUGAGCAGCACAGCAGCAGCGGCACUGAGUGGGCUGUCGCUGCUGCUGGCGCUGGCAGCGGUGUUUGUGUCCAUUGUUGUGGGCUGGUGGGUGCGUGCCAAUGCUCGUCAGUUCCAACCCAUGGAUGGGCUCUGA